Messenger RNA from Auxenochlorella protothecoides, 396 nucleotides. RefSeq names its product Histidine-containing phosphotransfer protein 4. The coding region runs from base 1 to 396 and encodes 131 amino acids. The record is from RefSeq and is a predicted model, not a curated record. Gene Ontology annotation, molecular function: histidine phosphotransfer kinase activity; protein histidine kinase binding. Gene Ontology annotation, cellular component: cytoplasm; nucleus. NCBI's taxonomy places the organism in Eukaryota, Viridiplantae, Chlorophyta, Trebouxiophyceae, Chlorellales, Chlorellaceae. Gene Ontology annotation, biological process: phosphorelay signal transduction system; phosphorylation. The transcript is spliced from 2 exons.
AUGACUGAGGGCCUCGAAGAAUUCCUCACACGGGCCAUUACCGCCGGCAUCCUGAACGACCAGUUCCGCGAAUUGCUCUCCCUGCAGGACCCCAGCGACCCUGGUUUCGUGCGGGGCAUUAUCGAUCUGUUCCUGAAUGACAGCCGCAAGAAGCUCAUGAGCCUGCAGGAGGCAGUCAUGUCCCACGAUGGGGAGGCGGCUGCAGCCCUGGCCCACCAAAUGAAGGGUAGCAGUGCGAGCCUGGGCGCCCCUGCCCUGGCCGCACGCUUCUCUGCCCUCGACAGGCUGGCACGGGACGGCCACACGAAUGACAUGGGGUUGUGCCUGGCGGAAGUAUAUGAUUCCUUCCACGUGCUGCAGCAGUGCUUGAGGGAGUAUCUGGCCCUCGGGGUGUAG